Leptosia nina is the source of this 1536-nucleotide messenger RNA. Lineage: Eukaryota; Metazoa; Arthropoda; Insecta; Lepidoptera; Pieridae. The record is from the annotation of a GenBank genome assembly.
AUGUUAAAAUCGGAGAGAGGUAAACAAGGUUUCGUUAUCAAACUCUCAUCUGAAACAGUUCAAAAAUUAAAUGAAGAAGAGCAGAAAGGUAAAAAUGAGGAAGAAUUAGCUAAAUUAACAUCAACUAGUCAGAUUGACACUAGUAAACAACAGGAAAAAACGGAACAACAGCAUAGUGUAGAGGUUAUAAAUAGCAAGGAGAAUGAAGAUUCUCAAGAGAAUAUUGAAGUACAAAAGGCACUAUUAAAUAAGUCUUCUCGUGAUACUUCUACAAGCACUUGUAAUGAAAAUUGGGGUGAAUAUGCUCCAUAUGUAACAUAUGAAGGUGAAGAUGCAUUCUAUACAGAUCCCAGUUCACAACAAAAAUAUAAAUGGAAUAAAACAACAAAUGCUUGGGAUCCUCAAGCAGGUUCAGAAGUAUCUGGAAGACAGUACACCUAUGAAGAUGAUACGCAUGUUUAUAUUGAACCAGAUGGAUCUAAGUUUUUUUGGGAUGAUGAGAAAAAAGCGUGGAUACCUAAAGUUGAUGAUGACUUUCUUGCAUUUUAUCAGAUGUCAUAUGGAUUUGUAGACAAUGCAAAAAAAGAGGCUGAUGGGGUAGAAAAGAAGAAACUAGAAAAGAAGCAAGACUCAGGCUUAAAACGUAAAAAUGAACCACAGUGGUUUGAACCAUCUGAUGAGAAAAAUACCAAGGUUUACGUGUCAAAUUUACCAUUAGAUACCACUGAAGAAGAGUUUGUAGAUCUAAUGCAAAAGUGUGGUCUUGUUGAAAGAGAUCCUAGCUCUCAAAAAAUGAAAAUCAAAAUGUACAUGGAUAAAGAACAAAAUUGUUUCAAAGGUGACGCUUUAUGUACAUACAUAAAAAUAGAAUCAGUUGACUUGGCUCUAAAUUUACUAGAUGGCAGUGAUUUUAAAGGGAACACAAUAAAGGUUGAAAAGGCUCAUUUUGAACUAAAAGGUGCAUACAACCCAUCAUUAAAACCCAAGAAAAAGAAAAAGAAGGAAUUAGAAAAAAUUAAAAAGAUGCAACAAAAGUUAUUUGAUUGGAGGCCUGAGAAGUUUAUUGGGGAAAGGUCUAAGCACGAAAGAGUAGUGAUUGUGAAGAACCUGUUUCAUCCAACUGAUUUUGAUAAGGAAGUGCAACUCAUUUUAGAUUAUCAGCAGGACCUGAGAGAAGAGUGUGGCAAAUGCGGUGAUGUCAGAAAAGUAGUUAUUUAUGACAGACAUCCCGAAGGUGUAGCUCAAAUCACAAUGAAGGAGCCUGAACAAGCUGAUGCUGUGAUACAAUUAAUCAAUGGAAGAUGGUUCGGUAAACGGCAAAUAACUGCUGAAAUAUGGGACGGCAGGACUAAAUACAGAAUUGCUGAGACCGAUGCCGAUAUUAGCAAGAGGAUAGACAAGUGGGACAAGUUUUUGGAACAAGAAGAGAAGGAAGGAAAGAGUACAGUCAGUACAGCCAAUGUAAAUAAUGAAGUAAAAGAUUCUGUCGCUGAAAAUAAACUCUUAACAAAUGUUGUAGAACAUACUAGUAAAUAG